AUGGUUGUCCGCAGGGGCAAUGCGCAAACCUCACCGGCCAAGGCUUCAGACAUAAAGGGUUACGGCUGGGUCAGGAGGACCGCGUUUGACAUCGAUCCAGCAGUCUCAUGGAAUGAAAUCGCCUGUAUUAAGAGCAUCACCAACCUGCCAAUCGUACUUAAGGGCACCCAGACUGCCGCGGACGCGAAACGCGCGAUACUCGAGGGCUGUAAUGCCACGGCGGCAGAGUCGUCGACACCGCCCAGCAUCGCUCUUGGUCCUGCUGGAAAUGCACCUCCUGUGCCCGGAAGUGUUUGGAAAGAUGGAAAUCUUCGUUGA
Messenger RNA from Cladophialophora immunda, 318 nucleotides. RefSeq lists its product as uncharacterized. The coding region runs from base 1 to 318 and encodes 105 amino acids. The transcript has a single exon. NCBI's taxonomy places the organism in Eukaryota, Fungi, Ascomycota, Eurotiomycetes, Chaetothyriales, Herpotrichiellaceae. The record is from RefSeq and is a predicted model, not a curated record. Gene Ontology annotation, molecular function: oxidoreductase activity.